Messenger RNA from Drosophila teissieri, 1865 nucleotides. It is a transcript of the gene DIP1, whose product is annotated as double-stranded RNA-specific editase 1. Bases 74 to 1294 code for a protein of 406 amino acids. NCBI's taxonomy places the organism in Eukaryota, Metazoa, Arthropoda, Insecta, Diptera, Drosophilidae. The transcript is spliced from 4 exons. The record is from RefSeq and is a predicted model, not a curated record.
CGGUCUCACUUGCGAAUCGUUUUGCGUUUUAAGCAGCGGAAAAUUAAAUUACAAUAAAGCAAAAAAAAUCAAGAUGAAGCGAAAUCGUCGUCCAUCCGCGGCCAACAGCAAGCCAUUUGUCUCGGGCGGCAUUUACAAUCCCAAUGCCACCGCCAAGCCUUUGAUCCAACAGCCGUUGCAGAUCGUCAAUGUCCAGGAGCAGCAGGCUCCUUCGGUGGCUGAAUUUCAGGCACCGGCUGCCCCGGUGGCUGUUCAGCCGCCACAGGCCCCAUUAGUGGCUGUUCAGCCGCCACCGGCUCCUGUCCCCGUUCAAGUGGCGACCCCGGCCGUCCAGCAGAGGAAUCCGGAUGCGGUCGCCAUCGUCCACAAGCUGCCCUUGCCAAUCAUCGUCAAGGAGGAGCCGAUCUCUGUAGACGAGGCAGAGCCCAUCGACAUCGUAGAGGACAAUAUCAAUGCCAGCGGCACCGGGGGCAAGAUCCCAUUUAAAAAGAUCUUCCAAAAGCGCAAGAAGUCGUCUGAACGCACGCGGGACAAGAAGCUGCGACAGAACCGCCAACUGCGCAAGUCCAUGCUGCCCAAGAACGCUUUGAUGGCCCUUAACGAGGUGAAGGGCGUGACCAUCAGCGAUUUCACCAUCGACAGCAAUCCCGACGGCGGAUUCACUGCCGUUGUCACUGUGAACUCCAAUCAGUACGAGGGCAAGGGUCUCUCAAAGAUGACAGCCAAGAACGCGGCCUGCGAGAAGGCUUGGCGUGACUUCAUAAUUGCAAAGAUGACCCCCAAGCCGCCCCGUGUUCAGCACAGUGAAGUCGAUGGGGAGCCAAUGAAUACGAACGAGGAUGAGGCCGAUGCACCGGAGGAUGAUCUGCCCAUGUUGAAUCUGGCCUCGUUUGCCAUCUACAAGCUGUUCGCAGAGUGGGAGCGCGAAGGCUAUGUCGUGCCCGAGAUGCACCCUUCGGCCAAUGCUGCUCAACAGGCCGGAGGGGAUGCCGGAACUCCAGUUCCCGCCUCGCCGAAGGAGCCAAAGAAGCCGCCAGUGCGCACCGAGCUGCCCUCUGGCUGGGAGACCAUGCACCCGGCCACCAUUCUCUGCAUUAUGCGUCCGGGACUCAACUACGUGGACUACGGGUCAUCUGGCGACAAGCCCAACGUCAUGCAGCAUCUGGGAAUCACGGUGGACAACCAGGAGUUCCAAGCCAACGGAAGAUCCAAGAAGAUCGCCCGUCGCAACGUGGCCGUGGAAGUGUGCAACUCUCUGUUCGGCACUAACUUCACCUACAGCGACACAGCUUAAGACACCAACUGCAGUACACACACACACACACACACACCUAUGCCUCUCUUAACGGCCAGCAAUCCGAAGAUUGUGACCCUGACGUCAAAUGCGCAACUUUGUUAAGAAUUCCUUCUCUGUGAAGAUGAAGAGGCAUAUUAAACAAUAGGUAUUUUCCAUUUUAGUUUGCAUUUGGGUCAGAUCUUACAUGCCAAUUCCUUAGGCAUUAGCUUAAGUAUAUGCAGUGGGUCACAGCAUUUUUCAACCAGUGGUAAAAUAAAACUAAGAGUCUAUGAAAGAUGAACUAAAAUUAUCCAAACAUUUUUAACACAAAUUUAACUUUGUAAAUGUUGAACAUUUGUGACCCACUGCAGAAUUGGAACACUUUUUGGUGGCAGAUUGGAUAUCAAAUAUUAAUUAUGCUUCCCAGUUAAUUAAUUUUCUUUUCCGUUAACUAGAUUAAGAAAAAUAAUUAUUAAGCUUAUGUUAGUCGUGGGCAUAAUUACUUGAUUUUUAAAUGGACCGCCGUUGAGUGAUGGUCCACAUACAAUAAUGAAUGAACAUCAAUAAAAGUAUUGAAUAUAAAAAUGUA